Molecule: messenger RNA, 288 nt
Organism: Cinara cedri
Lineage: Eukaryota; Metazoa; Arthropoda; Insecta; Hemiptera; Aphididae
Source: the annotation of a GenBank genome assembly
AUGUCAAAAUUAAAUGUUACCUCAACUUCUAACGAGUCUUCUAUUUCCUCUUCUAGCUUAAAUGUGCUUGAUAUUAGCUUAAAUAGUGAUGAACAACCUAUUCAGCCGAUUAUCAAUUUUCCACGUCGUAAAAUUUGUGAAAAACAACGUAGUUUUCAAAGUUCAUGGUACAAAGUUUAUCCUUGGAUUGAAUAUUCUGUUCAGUUGGAUGGAAUUCGUCAUUUAACAAGUUCUAUGUUUCGUGAAAAGCAUCAAGAUGUUUUAAUAGCCACAGGAUAUAAUAAUUAG